Messenger RNA from Knipowitschia caucasica, 660 nucleotides. NCBI's taxonomy places the organism in Eukaryota, Metazoa, Chordata, Actinopteri, Gobiiformes, Gobiidae. The record is from the annotation of a GenBank genome assembly.
AUGACUCCCGUGCACCCACCGCAGUUCCACAGGAUCCCGGACGAGCCCCCAACUAUUACGAGCCACAAGGUGGUGGUGUCGAGGAUGCUACACGUGCGACGAUCUGCGGUCACGAUGCACAAAUCAAUCGUAAAAGGAGAGUUUCUUGUGGAGCGGUGCACAACCUGUUGCACCCUCUUUCACUGCCCCAUAUGUCCAAUGAACACUGUAUUGGACUUUGGCAAAAUCAUCAUUUACACCAGUAACCUGCGCAUCAUUCGAGCUCCUCCCAGAAAGCCUGAAGCAGAGCAACACCACGGAGCCCACGCUGAGGAGCCGGACAUACCACCACAAGACAGGCCCACGAAGGAGAGGCCCACGAGGGAGAGGCCCACAAGGGAGAAGCCCACAAGGGAGAGGCCCACGAGGGACACAUCCCCGAAGGACAGACCCUCCAAGGACGCAUCCCCGAAGGACAGACCCUCCAAGGACGCAUCCCCGAAGGACAGACCCCCCAAGGACAGGCCCACAAAGGACAAGCCUCCAAAAGCCAAAGAGAGAGGGAGCCGGAGGAGGAGAGCGGCCAGCACCCAGCCAUCUGAGGAGAGGGGGGAGAGGCAGCGGAAACACGCAGAGGACAAGGUAAUGGGCCCUGGACUAAUGGACCUCCAGAGUCUGUGA